CUAUGGCGCGUGCGAUUUGUUUGUAACUUAAGUGCUGGUUGGCUCGUCUUUCGUUAUGAUAUUUUUUAAAAAUUGGGAAACCUGGGGGGCAAGGAAGCGGGGCGAGGGCUGCCUGGGAACCACAAACGGAUUGGAAGUGGCAAGAUUACGCUUAUGCAUCUGUAGGGUUGCCAGUUGCUCUCUAGGACUGGCGUGGAGUCUCUAGGCAUCCUGGAGUACUAAAAACAAUUCUGGAGAUCUUAAUGGCUUGAUACUGUGAAAACUAUUGGGGGAAAUAUUGUGAAAAUAAUCCAGGAAUAACUUCAGACAGACUUAGCAACUCUAGGUUCAGCCCAUAGCGCUUAAAGGGGUUGCACUUUCUAAUGUCCACGAUUCAGCCCACAAACCCCUGAAUUGGGCAACGUACUCGUGACGAAAUUUAAGGAAAAGGGUGGGGACUCCGCCGGGAUUGGGGCUGUCAUUGGAUUGGCCCAGGCAUUGUGACGUACUUCAGAUUUCUGAAUGAUGCCUGGAGAAAGUAUCGGAUUCUCUUCUGGAAACGCAACAUUCUCUCCGGAAUCACAGCUGAUUGGCAAAGCGGCUUAGAGGGCGGAGCCAAGGGUGUUGAAAUAGUGGGACUUGCUACGCUACGUCAGCUGUAGGGCUCUUUCAUUGGCUGCUGCUCUUCCUGAGCCCGGUCGCCCUGUGGACGUGGCUGGAGUUCAUUCUGUACCGGCAGCCUCCGAAUGAGAAAAACGAUCAACGGAAUCUUUCAUUUCCCAGUGUCCAGGGAAGUUGCUCGAACGGGAAAGGAGAGUUUUGUCUGUCAAUACAAUAGAUCUGUGUUGUUCAUCGCUCUCGUGGCGGUCCGUCUGCUCCAUUAUCUUGUUCUCUGGGGUCAGCCGUGGUGAUCGAUCCUCACUUGGUGAUCGCUCACUUCCUUUUCGGAGUCUGGGAUCUUCUCGUGUUUUGCGGACAAAGAAAUGUAAUCUUCCCCCGGAGACCGUCGAGGCAUCUAACAAAAUUUGUGGAGUCGUGUGAGACCAUCACAUGGCCAGAAUCAGUGUUUGUCCAGCAUCUUGGCACUUCACAGUGUCAAGCACCUGUCCCUGUCAACGCCUGACUGUGCUCUGCCUGUUUUUGGGAGUCUGUCUUCUGCUACUUGUAGAAAUUCCAAAACGAGGGCACUGGAAAACUGGCUCUCAGGACAAGCAGUUUGAAAGGUACUUGGCGUGGUUCCGAGCCCUGGAGCCAACAGAUACAAAGAACGCAGCUCUGAAUUAUGGGGUUGUUGUAGACUGUGGGAGCAGUGGGUCCCGGGUCUUUGUGUAUUUUUGGCCACCACAUAAUGGGAAUCCCCAUGACCUGCUGGACAUCCGACAGAUGCGAGACCACAGCAGCCAACCUGUUGUCAAGAAAAUCAAGCCAGGGAUCUCUACACUGGCGAUGACUCCAGACAAAGCUAGUGAGUACAUGAGGCCACUGCUCAGUUUUGCUUCUGCCCACGUGCCCAAGGUGAAGCACAAGGAGACCCCCCUCUACAUCUUGUGUACAGCUGGAAUGAGGCUGCUGCCUGAAGGGCAGCAGACGGCUAUCUUGGAAGACCUGGUGAGGGAUGUGCCCUUGGAAUUUGAUUUCCUCUUCUCGGCAUCACAGGCCGAAGUGAUCUCAGGGAAACAAGAAGGGGUCUACGCAUGGAUAGGCAUCAACUUUGUUCUGGGGAGAUUUGACCAUGGAGAAGAGGAAGAUGCCAUGGUUUCUGUGACUGUUGCUGGCCAGGAAGAGCCCCUGAUGCGAAAGAGGACGGUUGGGAUCCUGGACAUGGGAGGUGCCUCUCUGCAGAUCGCAUACGAGGUGCCCAGCUCCACAGCCUUCUCUUCUCCACAGCAGGAAGAAGCUGCCAAGAGUCGGCUGGCUGAGUUCAACCUGGGCUGUGAUGCCCAGCACACCAAACACGUGUACCGGGUCUAUGUCAACACCUUCCUGGGAUUUGGAGGCAACUUUGCCCGGCAGCGCUAUGAAGAGCGGGUGUUGAAUCAGACCAAGACCCAGAACAGGUUGUGGGGUGAACAGAAGGGAGUGAACCCUGAAGCACCAGUCUUGGACCCUUGUCUGCCGAUGGGACUGGAGGAUGUUGUGGAGCAAGGCGGCCAGAACCUGCGGGUCAGGGGCCUGGGCGAUUGGCAGGCCUGUGCAGAACAAGUGCGCCCCCUACUGGCUGGAGACAACAGUACUAGCCAGGACUCCCUGAGCAACAUCUAUCAGGCACCUAUUAACUUUGCUAACAGCGAAUUCUAUGGAUUCUCUGAAUUCUACUACUCCACAGAGGAUGUGCUGCGCCUGGGAGGACCAUAUCACUCACCCACCUUCACACGUGCUGCCCAGGAUUAUUGCCGCCAGAGCUGGUCAGUCCUGACACAGAGGUUCCAAGACCACCUGUACUCAUCACAUGCAGACCUGCACCGUGUCAAGUACCAGUGCUUUAAGUCAGCGUGGAUGCAUCAAGUCCUGCACGAAGGGUUCCAUUUCCCCAGGGACUACUCUGGCCUGCGCACAGCCCAGUUGGUGUACGACCGUGAGGUGCAGUGGACACUGGGAGCCAUUCUUUAUAAAACCCGCUUCCUGCCUCUCAGGGAUAUCCGCCAGGAGAGCAGCCGUCCUGCUCACAGCUCUUGGUUCCGGCUCUCCUUUGUCUAUAACCACUAUCUCUUCUUUGUGUGCAUUCUGGUGGUGACACUCGCGAUUUGCCUCUACCUCCUACGUCUGCGCCGCAUCCACCACCAGCAGCUGCAUUCGGCACCCCUUGACCUGCUGUGGCUAGCGGAAGUGGUGACGCCCUCAGGGCAGGAGCCGGGUGCCAAAGGAUAAAAGUGCUACCUCUCAGACUAGCCAGGGUUGCUUUCUUGGCACUAUUGUUUUUUCUUUUCACAUGAAGCUGUGAGUCUUUUCUACUCUAAAAAACAAAAAACUUCAGAACUCUGCAGGACUGUAGCUUUUAACUCAAGGGCCGGGGAUGUGAUGACGUCUGUUCAAACCUAACCUCAAAUUCCAGCGGAAUCAGCUCCACAAGUGGCAGGAUUUUUCCUUUGUGCCUGAAGGCCUCCGCUGAUAUGAAAUAAGCAUGCUGCAGGUGCUGUGAGGCUAGGGAAAGGACAAGAGCGAUUCUUUCAUCCAGGGCACUGAGCAAAAGGCUGCACAUCUUCUGCGACCAAAGAAAUUUUAAUGCACUCAGGGAGGAAGUUUUCAGAACUGCACAGCUCCCCUAAAAAGGGAAAGGAGGCUUCAACUCUGCUGUGAAUCUAAGCCUCUGCCCACUCAGUGCUACACUCUUGUCUGAUGCAGGAGGACCAAGAGAAGUUAUACAGGCAGGAUUUCUUGUAGGACCAAGAACCACCCAUCUCUGAAAAUGACCAAUCAUUUGCUGCUAUUUUCUGCCUCCCUUUCCCACCCAAACUGUUGCACACACUUGUACUGUGGGGUCUCUUACAAAUCCUAUGUUGCACCCAGGAUUAACUGUGUGUCUCAUAACUGCUUCCCCAGACAAAGGACUUUCAGUUGUCCUGAAUCCCACAUUUUGAUGUUGUAGAACACUUUGCAAUCCAGAACACUCCAGCCAGGAGCACCCCCUUCUAAUGAUAUCAUUUAGGCCUUAGAUUCUGAAUCAACCAGGAGUUAGUAUUUAUUUUCUUUUAGUAUGCAUUUGUUUUGUUUUAAUACUUGAACUCUGAUUACUGUAGCAAUAAAUUGUUGAGGUGUACUGUCA
Molecule: messenger RNA, 3742 nt
Organism: Hemicordylus capensis (graceful crag lizard)
Lineage: Eukaryota; Metazoa; Chordata; Lepidosauria; Squamata; Cordylidae
Gene: ENTPD7
Product: ectonucleoside triphosphate diphosphohydrolase 7
Exons: 12
Coding region: 1030-2847 (605 amino acids)
Biological process (GO): nucleoside diphosphate catabolic process
Cellular component (GO): membrane
Molecular function (GO): nucleoside diphosphate phosphatase activity
Source: RefSeq, a predicted model, not a curated record